Molecule: messenger RNA, 1788 nt
Organism: Didymosphaeria variabile
Lineage: Eukaryota; Fungi; Ascomycota; Dothideomycetes; Pleosporales; Didymosphaeriaceae
Gene: MSC7
Product: Meiotic Sister-Chromatid recombination aldehyde dehydrogenase
Exons: 4
Coding region: 1-1788 (595 amino acids)
Molecular function (GO): aldehyde dehydrogenase (NAD+) activity
Source: RefSeq, a predicted model, not a curated record
AUGGAGCGAUUGCAGGACUACAACCCUCUGCUGCUCUAUGCAGUUGGUGUCGCAACCUUGUGUCUCUUUUACUUUUUGUUUCGCGGCGACUCUGAGAAGGCGGUUCCUUAUAAUGUCGCACCACCAGAGCAGGUCAUGUCUGGAUGGAAGGGCGAGGUGCUGCAGGACCUCUCCAUGAAGGUAUCCGGCUCCUCUUCAAUCCAAUGCUACGCCCCCGCAACCGGCGAGUCUCUGGGCCGGGUCAACCCCUCCACCACGUCCUCGAUCGACCGCGCAAUUGCCAAAGCCGCCGAUGCACAAAUACAAUGGGCACAGACGACGUUCGCAGAGCGGAGGAAGGUGCUCAAGACGAUGUUGCGGUUUGUCUUGGAAAAUCAGGAGACUAUUGCGCGGGUGGCUUGUCUCGAUUCUGGGAAGACGAUGGUGGAUGCGAGUUUGGGAGAGAUCUUGGUUACAGUGGAGAAGCUUAGGUGGGUUAUUGCGCAUGGCGAAGACAGUUUGAGGAACGAGAGUAGGCCGGGCAAUCUGUUGAUGGCGUACAAGUGGCAUGAGGUGAUGUGGCAGCCGCUGGGCGUUGUGGCGGCUUGUGUGAGCUGGAAUUACCCUUUCCACAACCUUAUAUCUCCCGUCAUUGCGUCUAUCUUCGCCGGUAACGCCAUCAUCGUAAAGGGCUCAGAGAACACGGCCUGGUCCAGCAGCUACUUCGCAUCAAUCGCUACCUCCGCCCUCGUCGCCUGCGGACAUAGUUCAGAUAUCGUUCAAUCUGUCGUGUGCUGGCCUAGUGUCGCCGAAUACCUUACUUCCCACCCGGGCAUCGCACACAUAACCUUCAUCGGUUCUCGCCCAGUCGCUCACCAUGUCUGUGCCUCUGCGUCGAAAGCCCUUACACCAGUUUGCGUCGAAUUAGGAGGCAAAGACCCGGCCAUCGUCCUGGACGACUUAUCAAACAGCGACUUUCAUCGCGUAUCCAGCAUCCUCAUGCGUGGCGUCUUCCAGUCCGCCGGCCAAAACUGCAUAGGCAUAGAGCGCAUCAUUGCCCUCCCGAAUGUCUACAAUCGCUUGAUCGAACAACUUACGCCGCGCAUCACAGCCCUCCGCCCAGGGUCCAUCCUCAACACCUCCCCAGACGAUGCCUCCAUUGACAUUGGCGCCUGCAUCUCCGACGCCGGCUUCUCUCGUCUGGAAUCUCUCAUCGCAGACGCCGUAGCCCAAGGCGCGCGCCUUAUAUGCGGCGGGAAGCGCUACGUCCACCCGCAGCAUCCCAAGGGACACUUCUUCGCCCCGACGUUUCUCGUCGACGUCACCGCAUCCAUGAAAAUCGCCCAGGAAGAGCUGUUCGCCCCGGUUUUCACACUCAUGCGCACCUCUUCCGUAGACGAGGCUAUCGCAAUUGCAAACUCGACUCCGUAUGCCCUCGGCGCCUCGGUCUACGGCUCCUCCAAUCACGAUCUCGAGCGCGUUGUCCGUGAAGUCCACGCGGGCAUGGUCGCCGUCAACGACUUUGCGGUCACCUACAUGGUGCAGCUUCCCUUCGGCGGCGUCAAGGGCAGCGGUUACGGGAGGUUUGCGGGACAGGAGGGGCUGAGGAGUGUGUGCAACCAGAAGGCUGUCACGAGGGAUCGCUGGCCGUGGUUGGCGAAGACGAGUAUCCCCGGCCCGAUGGAUUUGCCACUGAAGGGAGAGGGGGCAGGGCAGAGGGCGUGGAAGAUGGCGUGCGGGGUUGUGUGGGUUGGGUAUGGGGAUUUGAGGGGAAAAGUUACGGGCGUAAAGAAUUUGAUUGGGUUGUGA